GGUUACCUCAUGGCGACACACCACUUAAUCAGACAGAUCAAUCGACUAAAGGUACUGGCCCAGCGCAGUACGGACAAUGGAUACUAUAAUACAGCGUGGAGUGCGAUGCGUAAAGCACAGAAAAUCUGGACCCCAGCGCUUGGUAUAUCCAAGCCUAACUUCUCAAGCGAAGGCUGGCGAAAACUUGACAUCGAACGUUUGAAUGAGCUAGUGGCACUCGCUCAGCGAUACAAGAACAGUGGAUUGUGUGAUGCAGCCUGGAUUGCGAUGCGCAAGGCUCAGAAAAUAUGGACACCAGAGCUUGGUAUAUCGAAGCCUGACUCCUCUAGCGAAGGCUGGCGCGAGGUUGACAUGGAGCAGAUAGUUGAGACGACUGCCAUCACUGAGGAAAAUGAACUUAUUGGGUUGGAGAACAGAGCAAGAGUUGCACUGGAGACGGCUCAUAUCGCCUGGGAAAGACUCCCAGAGCCCAAACCUCCAAGACCACAAAUAUCGCCAAAAGCUAGGCGCCAAUGGUGAAGAGUCCUAAAUAGCUGGCAAGAGGGAAUUUGGCCAGCUGCAGAUUUGUCUACAUUUAGCUGUCCCAUUUGUAUAGAAGAUCUGUUAGGAACAUGCUAUAAGCACAGCGCAUGCUGGAAAACAUUCCG
Messenger RNA from Exserohilum turcica Et28A, 647 nucleotides. RefSeq lists its product as uncharacterized. The coding region runs from base 10 to 519 and encodes 169 amino acids. The transcript has a single exon. The record is from RefSeq and is a predicted model, not a curated record. Lineage: Eukaryota; Fungi; Ascomycota; Dothideomycetes; Pleosporales; Pleosporaceae.